AUGGGCCUUUCGUCGGAAAAUGAGGCCCUCCUCGAGAAAGCUAUCGCUAAAAUUGGGCCUCCAAAUAUUCUCCUACAAAACGAGAAUGGAAAAAUUGAGAAUAUUUCGGAUUUGUCGUUUGAAGAUGACCGGGAAAUCGAGGGGAAAGAAGAGAAGAAUGAGAGGCAGACUUGUAAGAGGGUUGUACAAGUCUCGCUUCUGCUCGGCGCUCUUCCGCUUCUCUUCGUCUUCGUCCUCUUGCCAUUGCUCAUCUACUUCUGUCCGCACGUCAUGCAAAAUCUGUUCUUUCUCAAUUUUCGUAAAAUCCCGAUGACCGACUAUGAGAAUGUUUCGGCGAACAACGUGAAAUCGACGGGUCGAAGUUUCUAUCUACAGGGUGAACAAGGGAAAAUUGGAGUUUGGCAUAUGUGGCCACGGAGUCUCUCGGCUCGAUACCACGACAAGAAUAUAAUUCCGACUGGCGAGGAAAUGGAGGAGUCUCUCUCGAAAGAAGUCUACCCGGUUGUACUCUACGCGCAUGGAAAUUCAUUUGAUAGAACAAUUGAUCACCGAUGCCAGUUGUACAAUGUGCUUAACGAUAUGAACUAUCAAGUGAUUGCUUUUGAUUACAGAGGUUAUGGAGACAGCGAGGGCACACCAACAGAGGAGGGACUUGUGGCCGAUUCACGACUCGUUUUUGAAUAUUUACGGAAGAAAGUCGGCAAGAAUCUUCUCAUCAUUUGGGGGCACUCGAUGGGUACCGGGGUAUCAACGAAGCUCGUGCAAGACUUGUCAAAAGAGAGUAAAGCGCCUGAUGGUCUCAUCUUAGAGUCACCGUUCAAUAAUCUUCACGAUGCCGUCAUGAAUCACCCAUUUAGUUUUCCAAUUCGCUGGAUGCCCGACACGUUGGUGAAUUUGUUGAUUUUAAAUCCAUUGCGCUCGGUCGGAUUGAACAUGAACAGUGAUCAGCGAAUUGUUGACAUCACAUGUCCGAUUUUCAUCAUCCACGCCGAAGACGACCACGUAAUCCCCGCGAAACUUGGACGACUUUUGAGAGACGCGGCAAAGCAAGCGGAACGGGACGUCGAAUACCUCGAGUUUCCCUCAAAUCGGCAAUUCAAACACAAGUUCAUCUAUUUGGCUGACGAAUUGCCGACACAUGUGAGAACCUUCUUCGCCAAAUGUGAUAAGUUACGCCACGGGAACAACUCACAGCGCCUAGAU
Molecule: messenger RNA, 1203 nt
Organism: Mesorhabditis belari
Lineage: Eukaryota; Metazoa; Nematoda; Chromadorea; Rhabditida; Rhabditidae
Source: the annotation of a GenBank genome assembly